CAAAAGGUAUGGGGAUAUAUUUGGCCGCCCAAUCAAUGAGGAUAUCUAGAACCAAGAAAGUUGGACCACCCCACAAGUUUUGCCAAAACCUUGUAAGUACUAUUUAGAUUCGAAUGCUGAAAUCCAGCAAAAACAAAAAUAACUAACAAAUAGCACGAGAGCAAGAUGUUCAAAGCAACAAAAAGCCCAAGGGAAACCAUAGAAAAGAUGUCCGUGCCCAUAUUGUUAUUAGCACUUUGCAUCUUUUCUAUGGUCUCGCCAACGUUAGAAAUGAUGCAAAAACCAAAAAAGAAUAUUGGCAAUAUAACAGAAAGAUGGAGGAUUCUUAGUGGGAAUAACAAUUGGGAAGGCUUAUUGGAUCCACUUGACAAUGAUCUUCGUCGGUACCUCAUUCACUAUGGCGAAAUGGCACAAGCAGCUCGAGACGCCUUCAACACCAACAAGAAGUCUAAGUAUGCUGGAAGUUGUAGAUACUCUAAGAAGAAUUUCUUUUCUCAAACCGGGAUUGACAUGUCCAAUCCGUUCAAGUAUGAGAUAACCAAAUAUAUUUACGCGACAUCAUCUAUACAAGUUCCAGAAGCAUUCAUCAUAAAGUCAUUGUCGAGGGAAGCUUGGAGUAAAGAGUCCAACUGGGCUGGUUUUGUAGCUGUGGCUACGGAUGAGGGAAAAGUAGCAUUAGGAAGAAGAGAUAUAGUGAUUGUUUGGAGAGGAAGUGUUCAGACUAUGGAAUGGUUCAAUGAUUUCGAUUUUAUUCAAGUCUCAGCCCCGAUAAUCUUUGGAGGAAAAUCUGUUCCCAAAGUUCAUCACGGUUGGUAUUCUAUUUAUACUUCUGCAGAUUCGCGAUCACCAUUCAAUAAGGCCAGUGCUAGAGACCAGGUGUUUGGUGAAGUUCAAAGAUUGGUGGAACAAUACAAGAACGAGCAAGUUACCAUAACAGUAACAGGGCAUAGCAUGGGGGCAGCCGCGGCAACAUUAAAUGCAGGGGAUAUGGUUUUCAAUGGAAUUAGCAAGGGAUUCCCCGUCACCGCAUUUCUAUUUGCAAGUCCAAGAGUGGGAGAUGAAAAUUUCAAGAAUACCUUGUCCAAACUCCAUAGUCUUCGAGCUCUGAGAAUCCGAAAUGCCCCAGAUAUAGUUCCAAAUUACCCGUUGCUCGGCUACUCAGAUGUUGGUGUUGAAUUGACCGUUGACACUAGGAAAUCGGGCUAUCUAAAAAGUCCGGGAGAUCAGAGCAGUUGGCAUAAUACGGACUGUUACUUGCAUGGAGUUGCUGGAACACAAGGAUCAAAAGGAGGAUUCAAGCUAGAAGUGGAACGAGAUAUUUCACUCAUUAACAAGUACUUGGACGCGUUAAAAGAUGAAUAUAAUGUACCAGCUUCAUGGUGGGUUCAGAAGAAUAAGGGAAUGGUUCAACAACAAAAUGGAUCCUGGAUUCUUAUGGAUCACGAAGACGACGAAUUUUAGUACUUUUUCAAGCAAAAAUAUAACUCAGAUUUGUGAAGAGAGAAACAAGGGUUUUUAUUCCAUGAUUGAUCUGUGUUUUAUUUACGCUCACCUAAUGUCAAAACCUUCAAUUUGUAACAGCUAAUCAUAUAGAUACAAUAUUUAAUUUGGUUCAGUGUACAAAAUGGACGGUUGAUGCUUGACGAAUGACAGUGUUUGUCUUCUUGCUUGACAACUCGUGACUCCAGUUACUAUUUUUUUCCUUCAAGAGAAUCAAAUGUUCCACCUCAAUCACAAGAAAUAAAAAUGUUUUAUCUCAUCUAAGUGAAA
This is a messenger RNA of Capsicum annuum, 1770 nucleotides long. RefSeq names its product phospholipase A1-II 1. The coding region runs from base 166 to 1461 and encodes 431 amino acids. NCBI's taxonomy places the organism in Eukaryota, Viridiplantae, Streptophyta, Magnoliopsida, Solanales, Solanaceae. The transcript is spliced from 2 exons. Gene Ontology annotation, molecular function: glycerophospholipid phospholipase A1 activity. The record is from RefSeq and is a predicted model, not a curated record. Gene Ontology annotation, biological process: lipid metabolic process.